Messenger RNA from Olea europaea var. sylvestris, 971 nucleotides. Its product is annotated as tubby-like F-box protein 8. Lineage: Eukaryota; Viridiplantae; Streptophyta; Magnoliopsida; Lamiales; Oleaceae. The record is from RefSeq and is a predicted model, not a curated record. The annotation marks the transcript as partial. The transcript has a single exon.
UCAAAUUUCCUCGGCACUAAGUUCAUAAUUUUUGACACACAGCUGCCAUACAACAUUUCUAAUAUUUCUUCACUGGGUCGUACUAGUCGCAGGUUCUACUCAAAAAAAGUGUCUCCAAAAGUCCUGAGUAGAAGCCACAACAUUGCUCAGGUCACGUACGAGCUCAAUGUGCUCGGUACCAGGGGGCCACGUAGGAUGCAUUGCAUCAUGCAUUCCAUACCUACCUCGGCCCUUGAGCCUGGUGGUACUGUCCCAGGCCAGCCUGAGCUUGCUCCUUGCUCUCUUGAAGAUUCAUUCCGUAGUAUUUCUUUCUCCAAGUCAAUUGACACCUCAUCUGAGUUUACAAGUGCUCGGUUCUCGGACAUUAUAGGUCCACAUGGGGAAGAGGAUGACGGGAAGGAGAGACCAUUAGUUCUUAAAAACAAGCAACCUAGGUGGCAUGAACAGCUGCAGUGCUGGUGUCUUAAUUUUCGGGGGAGAGUAACUGUUGCCUCUGUCAAGAAUUUUCAGCUUGUUGAUGCAACACAGCCUGCUGCUGGUGCACCAACACCAUCCCAACCGGCCCAGUCAGAUCAAGAUAAGAUUAUCUUGCAGUUUGGUAAGGUUAGCAAAGAUAUGUUUACCAUGGAUUACCGAUAUCCUUUAUCUGCUUUUCAGGCAUUCGCUAUCUGUUUAAGUAGCUUCGACACAAAACUGGCAUGUGAAUAGAAGAAAGAAGCGUAUGGUUUUUAUAUUAGAAAAGAAUGUAGGUACUACUUGUAUAACUCGCAUCCUGAGCCCAAAAUAUGCCAGAACAUCUGUGCAAAAGUCUUUUUUUUUUCUUUUUAUUUUAUUUUUUUUUCUUUAUUUCUUGUCUUUGUAAUUGAAUUCCUUUACAGUAGUUUACUUAAGAAUAACGUGUUAAUGUUCUGUUGUAAUACCAUCGUUGCCUUGUAUAUUGAAUGGAACUAUUAAGUUUUAGACCUUUAUCA